Molecule: messenger RNA, 795 nt
Organism: Symbiodinium sp. CCMP2592
Lineage: Eukaryota; Dinophyceae; Suessiales; Symbiodiniaceae
Source: the annotation of a GenBank genome assembly
AUGCCGCAGCUUCUCCUGUGCCUGCGAAAUGUGGUAAGUGGCGGCACCGUAGCAGAGAUUGUCGGGGACUCUUCGUGGACUUCGAUGGAAGCGGCUCUUGCCGUGGUCGCAAGCACCGGCCACAACAAUUUCAAGCUCGUGAAGGGUAGUCACUGUUUUUUCCCAGGCUCAGCGACGACACUUGGCGAGUUUGCAGGCGAGGGCGAGACAGCGGAGCUCGAAAUCCUCAUACAGGACUUUCCAAUCUUGCGGAUCUCGGGCAUUCCUGCCGAUGCCGCGUUCGGUGGACAUGGCCCUGCCAUUGGAUCCACGACAGAUUCUUCCAGCCUUCAUGACUUGAAUGGUGACUGGUCGGCCGUGCCUCUGCUACAGGUCCGGGGGCAUCCGGUGUGGACCAAGCAGACGCACCUUCGAAAUAAGUGGGAGCCCCGCAGUGGCCUACCUGCGGACGAUGGGGUGCGUUACAUUGUCCUAGGUGGCGACGGGGUCUUGGACAUCGCGUGGCUGCCCGCAGGCGAACGACCGAGGUCGGACAGCUUCCCGCACCAGUCGUCUCGUCACGGCUUUCUCGCCGGCUUCAACUUCAAAGAGCUUUCGGAAAGUCUGAUCUGGGAGACAGAUGGCCACCCCGGCAAGGCUCACGUACUUGGCGUUAAAGCCCUCUUCCUCCUUCCCCAGGGCCCGGGUGCAUUCCUGGAGGCUGGGGGAAAACUUGGCGGCCGGUUUUGCGGAGCUCGUACGCUGAAACACCAAAAAGGGCAGACGCAUCUCCAGAAGGGGCUUGCAGUGAGUUGA